Messenger RNA from Leptidea sinapis, 2910 nucleotides. It is a transcript of the gene kat-60L1, whose product is annotated as katanin p60 ATPase-containing subunit A1. The transcript has 8 exons. The record is from RefSeq and is a predicted model, not a curated record. Lineage: Eukaryota; Metazoa; Arthropoda; Insecta; Lepidoptera; Pieridae. Gene Ontology annotation, cellular component: microtubule cytoskeleton. Gene Ontology annotation, molecular function: microtubule severing ATPase activity; microtubule binding; ATP hydrolysis activity. Gene Ontology annotation, biological process: microtubule severing. Bases 41 to 1465 code for a protein of 474 amino acids.
CGCGACAUCAAGAAAUAGCCCGAAUGCUGGUUUUCAUCACAUGGCCAGAAUGAUGGAUCGAAUGAUGACAGAAAGCUUGCACCCAUUCGGUUUCGCUCGCAUGUCAGCCAGGCAAAAAAGUGAUAAAAAAGAAGACCCACCACGAGACGGCUUGAAGACUGAAAGAAGCGACACGAGAAGAGAACGAGUGAGAAAUCCUCAAACUCACGCUGGUAAUGGUACAAAGCAUCCACCUACUCAAGUUGUGCGACCGACACCAAUUAACAACUUUCAUGGAAGUCCGCCAGAGCAGACCAAACAGCCAGAUCCGACAACGGAAAAAUGGGCUGGCACACUACGCAAGCGAGAUCCGGAUAUCCAACCGUCAUUGCCCUCAAUCGUGAGUCGAAAGACAUCAUCAAGUUCAUUGAGUGGCAAAAAGACACGUUCACUAGAAAGAGUUCCAAGAAUAAGGCGACAGCUGUUACCAAUCAGACCAACACGUAAACCUGAUCUCACUACAUCUGACGGUGAUGCAUUACUAGAAAGAGAUGAAAAGAUGUUUGAUGCAACAGGAUAUGAGCUACACUUGGUGGAGACUUUAGAAAGAGAUAUUCUCCAGAAGAAUCCUGCAGUCCGAUGGAAAGACGUAAUCGGUUUGGAAGACGCUAAGUCCGUUUUACAAGAAGCAAUGGUGCUACCGCUGGUUAUGCCUGAAUAUUUUAAGGGUAUUCGACGCCCUUGGAAGGGUGUACUGUUGACAGGACCACCAGGAACAGGGAAGACGCUCUUGGCACGAGCGGUCGCUACGGAAUGUCGCACCACUUUCUUUAAUGUAUCCUCGGCCACCCUCACUUCCAAAUAUCGUGGUGAUUCGGAAAAACUCGUGCGAUUGCUGUUUGAUAUGGCAAGUUUCUAUUCACCGAGUACAAUAUUUCUGGACGAAGUGGACUCACUGUGUGCGAUGAGAGGAGCCGAUUCCGAACACGAGGCCUCGAGACGAUUCAAAGCCGAGCUUCUAAUACAAAUGGAUGGAAUAGCAGCUGCGUUCAACCAGGACAAGGUAGUUAUGGUUUUGGCGGCAACUAACCAUCCCUGGGACAUCGACGAAGCAUUCAGGCGAAGAUUUGAAAAGAGGAUAUACGUGGGGCUACCAGAUGAAUCAACUCGAGUAAAAUUGUUGAAGCUUUGUCUCCGCGAGGUGGCGCUAGCGGACGACGUCAAGCUUCCCGAGCUCGCUGUCAAACUAGAUGGUUACAGUGGAUCAGACAUUUGCAACCUUUGCAGGGAUGCAGCAAUGAUGACAAUGCGCAGGAAAAUCUCCGGCAAAAGUCCAGAACAGAUUCGUCGCUUGAAGCGCUCUGAGCUCGAAGCUCCUGUCUCUAUGCUGGACUUGGAGUCAGCAGCUGACAAGACGAAGCGCACGGUCACGCAAGCUGACGUGACGCGCUACAACACUUGGAUACAGAAAUAUGGUUGCUCCUAGCGACGAGCCAAAGCGCUUAAAGCGCUAUUUAGUUGCUUGAGAAAUUGACUUUUUCAUAAUUAUAAUAUGUUUUGUCGGCAAAGGUCGCGAAAGUGAAACGGACAUUGGUGAUUAAUAUCAUAAUUCAUUUUAAAUUUACAAAUAAGGUGUGGAGUUUUAUAUUACAGAUAUUAAUCUAGCAAAUACUAAUUUAGAAUCUCUUUAAAUUAACAUUAACAUGUGUAUUACUUAUAAUAAUGUACUAUUGCAUUUCAAAAGUAUUUUAGCCUCAUUAUUUUAAUUAACUAAUUUUAAACAGAAAUGUGAUCCAGAAAUAUGCUCGAACUUGUUGAUACUAUGGAACUAAGCAGAUUGAAUUGCAAAUUGUUUGUAGAAUAAUAAUUAAAUUUUACCGGAAUUUUGUAGCAAUAAGUUCCGAGAUUAAUAUAAUAUUUAUCUUGGUAUACUGUAACGGCCUUACGAAUAAACUUGGUAUUAAGAUACCUGAUAAUAAACCAAGAAUAUGCAAAAUGUUUACAAAAAGAUAUUUUGCUAUUGAAUGGUUUAUUUGGACAUAUAACGUUUCCCGCGUUUUUUUGCAAAUCUGCUUGACAUUCGAAAACUUCAGAAAUAUUUUUUUUUUUUAUUUAUUGGCGCGUGAUGCAAUUUCAUAGGCCAAAGAAAUAUCAUUGUAUUGACAGUGUUGUCAGUGAUAUAGUCAACAUUUUGCAUAUUAUUGGAUUAUUCUCAGGUAGAAAUUAAUACCAAAUUUAUUUGUAAGGAUGUAUUACAAUUGUAAAUUUGCUUUUUGUUAGUUAUCUAUCAAAGCUGCCUACAUUUUAUAAUAUAAAGGAUGGGAAGUUAAGAUAUUGUUAUAAAACAUAAUUUCUAACCUAAUUUUAGGUAAUAUUCAUAAAUUUUUGUAAAAGGCUCAAUAAAAAGGCAUUGUAUCAGAAUUUAUUUUAUUUAUCACGAUAUGUGUAAGGCCUCAAAUUGGUCCAAUAAUAUUAUAAUAAUUAUAUAAACUGAAGACUAUAUUGGUGUUUAAUAUAACAUUUUAAUGCUUACAAAAACAUAUGAUUUCAAUUUUCAUUACUUAGAUAACUUAUACGUCUAGAUAGUCUCUUGUUUGUAGACAACCGCUAAAUACAGGCCAGGAACAUUAGUUUAGUGUGCGUGACAUGCUACGUCUUACACUCGCGAUUUGUAUUAAAUUUUGUAUCAGUGUGCGUGAAUUGCUCAAAAUAGAGGUAAGUUCUUAAUUCAAUUUUUUUCGCAGCUGUCAUAGUCUAUCUAGACGUAUAAAUGAUUUAAGUUCAUAAGUGUAAGAUGUAAGCUGACAAUAACUAUGAACAAAGCUUAUUUGAAUAUAAAUUGAAUUCAAUAUAUCUAAAUUCAGGUUACGAUAAAAAUAUGUAAAUAGGGUUAUCUCCACAGGUAUCUACUGCGCUACUUCUGUUAAAAAU